This is a messenger RNA of Centropristis striata (black sea bass), 1148 nucleotides long. RefSeq names its product MYST/Esa1-associated factor 6 (gene meaf6). Gene Ontology annotation, cellular component: NuA4 histone acetyltransferase complex. The transcript is spliced from 9 exons. Lineage: Eukaryota; Metazoa; Chordata; Actinopteri; Perciformes; Serranidae. The coding region runs from base 109 to 720 and encodes 203 amino acids. The record is from RefSeq and is a predicted model, not a curated record.
AGUGGCGUACCAUCGACUGGACCGGCAGCUGUCGGGGACUGCAGCAACACUUACUUCUAUAUCAUCUCCAGAUUAGAGCAUCAGGAAAUCGAGAUAGCUCCAUCGAUCAUGGCGAUGCAUGCGAAGGCGACUCCACCACAGAUCCCGGACACCCGCCGGGAGCUCGCCGAGUUGGUGAAGAGGAAACAAGAACUCGCCGAGACGCUGGUGAACUUGGAAAGGCAAAUAUAUGCAUUUGAAGGCAGCUAUCUAGAAGACACCCAGAUGUAUGGCAACAUCAUCAGAGGAUGGGACCGAUACCUCACCAACCAAAAGAACUCCAAUAGUAAGACAGAUAGAAGGAAUAGGAAAUUCAAGGAAGCAGAGCGUUUAUUCAGCAAGUCAUCUGUCACAUCAGUUGCAGCGGUAUGUGCACUUGGAGGAAUUCCAGACCACAUGAAUGAAAAACGUGAGGCAGGCAGCGGCACGGAAAGCGACGCCUCUCCGGAUCUCCAGAACCAAGAGAACGAGCCCAGCCAGGAGGACACAGAAGACGUGGACUCGACGCUGCAGGACCUAAAGCCUCAGAAAGCUGCCUCCUCAUCCUCCUCGGGCAGCCAUCACGGGAGCCACAAGAAGAGGAAGAAUAAAAACAGACACAGUCCUUCUGCCAUGUUUGAUUAUGACUUUGAAUUUGACAUGAAGGUUAACAAGAAACCGAGAGCCGACUAUUCAACUUAACAAAGACGACUGGAACACCUGGACACACACACGAGGAAGAGACCUGGAGAGAAACACAAGAUUUUUGGACUUUAUGAGCCUUGCCUUUUUUUCUUUUUUUUUGGUUGUCAUAUUUCAGCCUGUACUGUGUGUAUUGCUUGAAACAUUCCCCCCUCCCCCCCGACACCUACCUUUGGUGAAGGUUAAGACUUUGACCCACCAAGUUAAGUAGAAAUAUGGUGUUGCAUGUUACUCAAGGCCUGAACAGGCUCACCUCCAGUAACAAGCCAUUUUGUAAAGUGUUAAAAAAAACAGAUGUAUUUAUUUGUAGUUAAUUUCCCAUUGUACGUUUUUUAAGCGUCACACAUAAUCGUACAACCCCUGAAUACAUCGUAUUCUUUUAUUACAUGGUUGUUUUGCAAAAAAAUUAAAUACUAGUAACGUGAAAA